Messenger RNA from Clonostachys byssicola, 4767 nucleotides. The record is from the annotation of a GenBank genome assembly. NCBI's taxonomy places the organism in Eukaryota, Fungi, Ascomycota, Sordariomycetes, Hypocreales, Bionectriaceae.
AUGGAAACGCCACCUAUAAUCAUCAAUAACAACGUCUACCAAAGCAGCGAUGGGUCCUCAAAUGAAACCGACGAUUCCGACCAAGGUCCCAUAGGCGGCAACUCAAAAACAUUUACGUUCAAGAAGGUUGAGAGGAAGGGACUUUCAAUCUCUCUGGAACUAAAGCGGUAUGAAGAGGAGCCGGGAGCGCCGAGGACAAAAACUAUUCACAACCCAAAGAGUGCGGAAGCACUGGCUUGGAACCAGCCGACAACAUCUCUGCCCGAUACUGGAUCCACCUGUGAGCUCCUGAAUAUACAGGCAUUGGAAUACAGCGCGGACGAUGAUGGCCUUGGGAAGACGACGCUCAUCUGCCCUGGAGGUCCAAUGAAAGACUCAGACUCUGCAACAGUGCAACUGCGUUGGUUGCUUGUUCUGAAUUGCCCGCAUAUUUCCAAUGAACUCACCGCCGUGGCAGUGACGCUGCUGGACGAUGUUGAAAGGCGACAUAGCAAGAUGUCGGAAAGUGGAGCUUAUAUUGAACCUGGGACCGUUCUCAGAUGUGUUGGCAAGUAUAUGAAACACGCCGGCAACAAAGAGCAGUCCCUGGAGUGCGAAACCGCUUACUUCCUGUCAUCUCCACACAUCGACUUCCGACAGCCGGCAGCUAAAACAGGCCCCAAAGAAGGGUAUGGCCCCAGAAGCCUUCUCCAAUACCUGUACGGGUAUGAUCUAGAUGAUGGUACUACGAAGCAGAUCGUGCAGAAGAUGGCCGGUGGGAAAACAAAGGAGCAUCUUCAUGUGAAUCAAGUCUGGUAUCUGCUAAUCGGAUCAGACGUGUUGGUCACCAUGUCAGAUAUGACGAGGCCGGAGCUACAAGGAAACGGCAUAGCUGUGGACAUACGGCCCGUUUUCGAUAGGGGGUUGAUAUCCAUAUGUCUUUAUGACGAGGCAAGUCGACGCUAUAACAGCGUUGUGGACCUGGACUACACCUAUGUGGACCUCCUACAGCAUUGUGUAUCGCUGGUUAGAGGGAGCACUUACGACGCCUUUGAUUACGAGCUCUUGAAUCCGGACGAUGGAGUUUUAACGCCAGGGGAGUGGCUCAGGCUUGUCUCGUCAUUUGACACAAAUAUGCUCACUUUCUAUUUCAGAGAGAAAGGGGCUGAGACUAGAGCCUCUCGCAAGUCAGAUGCUCAAGAUGCCGCUAGAGCAAGUCGAGAGAGCAGAGCCGUGAGCCGAAGGAGCUACUAUCGAGAUGAAGAGCGGCUGGUGACAAUUCGCCGAGGAGAGUAUGUUGGGAGAGAUAGCCUGCCAGCGCAACCUAUGUCUCCAUCCACUAUGCGGAAGCCUAGUUUCUUUUCUGGUCGGUCAGAAGAUAGGGACCUCGUGCCCGAUUAUGUUCGAAGGCAGAGACAAUCAAAGAAUGACUGGUCUCGCCGCUCCUACUUGCCUAGUCCUCGCCGCUCUUACGCUCGUAGCCUAUCAAGAGGUCGCAGACGAAGAAUAUCGCCCACUGUCCGUUAUGUUCAAGUUGCAAAGUCGUACCCAGAGAUAACCGCAAGAUCAUUAAGUCCAUCUGCUUCCUCUGGUUCCAGCUCCGAUGAGAAGCCUGGGGAAUCGCAGACUCAGUCUAAGAUUCGUCUAGACCAUAGCAAUACUGGAAAUGACGGGCUGGAGUUAGCGCCCUCAGAUGACCACGCUCAUUCAUCGGUAGACGAUCAAGUUCCGCCAAGGAAUUCAUUUUCGGGCAAAGAUAAUGAGUCCCAACAGACCAGCACGAAAGAUAGCCCAACUAUGGCAGAGGACAAGAAGCUUUCAGAUCCAGCCACAAUGCCUAUUUACAAAGAGGAGUCAGGCUUGACUGCCGCUGCCGCCCAGGAUGUUGACCAUACUGAACUUACGAUGGAAGAAACAUCGAAACAAUCACCUGAAAAGAAGAACUGGCCUGUAGUCCUUUACAACCAGGCGUCUAUCCCCCGGGUUUCAACCCAAGGCGAAGACCUGAGUGCGCAAGAAGUGAACCCAUCGAAGGAAACAACCUCUUUCUCUCGUAUAGAUUCUUACCCUGGCCUGCUCCGACGCCGCAGUACAGGAUUCGGCUCUGUCAGUAAUAAGGCAGUUACAUUAUACACAGGCCCGAGGCCCAAGACCGACGGGGGAGCAGAAAUCCGGGUUAUAUCUCGAGCCCGCAGAAGAGCAGAGUUGCAUGGUCCAUCAAGGUAUGGAAAUGAUGGCUCACAUUAUGGUCGGGAUAACCGAAGCGACCGUUAUGCAUCUGGGAGGUACUACGACAAACCGUCAAGACUCCGUGAUCAUACUAUCAAAUGGACAGACAAGGUAGCCAAGUCAGAAAAGGUCACGAAUGAAUAUUUAUAUCAAAGGGACAGGGGCACUUCGAUCUUUACCCUAAAGAAUCUGUCCGACAAUGAAACACGCCGGGGCCGCAACUCUGAUUCAGACACUUAUACUACAUCCGAGACUGAUACAACCGGCCGCGGAAGCUCACAUGUAGCAUUUGAGCCUGCUCAGAAAGGAUACCGCUCCAAUCCGCGACGGGGGUCUUACGACGGCAUCGGUGGCGAGCAUAUCCAAGGACUGAAUGGCGCCAAGCGUAGCAAAACUGUACAAUUUCAUGAUUCCCAGGAUGGAGCACGCAGCUCUGCACCAUCGAAUACUCUAGUAAGAAUGCUCCGCAGCGAAGGUCCUCACCAGCAGCCGUCUACCGAAAAGAGGCCCGGGGGAUCACCAGACGUUGUGGCUGUCCCGUUCUUGGAAUGGCCACUCAAGAACGACACGGACCAUCGAGAUGCUAAAGAUAUCGAAAAGAACUUGAUAGGAAUAUUAACUUCCGUGAACAGGAAGCUACGUUCAGGUGAGAUUUCACGGCUUUAUGUGAAGGCAUUCCGGUGUACUUUGCAAGACUUGAAUCGACGACACAAAGUCUUGCUUGUGGAUGCUGAAGCUGAGGUAAAACGCUCUUCAGUCUCGGACCAGGGUCCUAUCUUCAAACAAGGUGACCACAAUAGCGAGCUUGGUGCGCGUGAUGUUGAUAGCGCCUCGUUGAAUGGCCACCAAGCUGGGAAACCAUUAGGAACCGAGGGUGACGAGGAGGUCAUACCUCGACUCCCAAACGCGCAAGAACUCAAUGUUGUCAGACCUGAGCUAGUGAUGAUGAAGGAGCUGUAUGAUAUAUCUCAGCAGAUACUGACCGCCUUUGUACCAAAGGAAGGUAGUCUCUUGAGUCAUCACAUAUAUGUACACUUUUGGGGCGCGGUGGACUGUAUUUGUCGACAACUAUUAUGGGAAGCAAAUGAUGUGACAUACGCCGGCCAGCAAUACUUUACAAUCAAAGACUACGAUGUGGCAAAAAUUGGGAAGAAGAAAGCAAACUCCCAGUUGGUACAUUCCUGGGUGGACUGCCCCGAGUGCCGCAAUAAUGCAACAUACACAACUGCUUCAGACGCUCUGAGCCAUCUUCAUUCCCAUCGUGAAUGCUCGUCCGCAACCAAACGGCCAUGGGACGAUCCUUGCUACGUUUGGAUCCAGAGCGUCUGGGGCCCCUCGGGCCAAGUCCCAAAGCCACGAAAGAAGAUUCUCAAGAAGACGGCGGAGUUCAAGGAGUCACUCCUGCACCUAAAGGAACAAAUCAGUGAGCUACACAGCCUUGUGGCAAACGCCUGGGGAACAAGGAAAUCAAAGAGACCUCCACUACCAACCAGCCUCGUCAAGGCCUUUACACAGCUCUUGACCUUAUAUCUCCUGCAGGCUCAAGAACUAUCAUUGCUGAAUAGGAUCCACAGCGCAGUUAGUAUUCAAGGGAAGGAGCUCCGACUAAGCUUGCUGAUGGAAAAGCAACAAGAAUUGGAGAUGUAUGUGGAGGAAGUGAACAUCAAGGUGAGAAAUCUUCUUCAAGAUGCAAAGAAGGAUAUUGUUCUCCUGGGGAGCACAACUCGUGAUAUACACAGUCUCGGUGUCGAGGCUGUAGGUGCAGAGUUCCUGAUAAUGUCCCUGGUUGCGAAUGCCCAGAACCGCAGGGUCAUACCAGAAGAACUAGUUUCAUCCAGGAACACGACAGACUACAUCUACCUAUACCGAACUUAUAUCGCCCAACUACGCUUCCAAGCAAGCAAACGUCCCCAGAGACGGCUAUUCCUUGAUAUCGAUGUCGUGCAAGAGGAGCUUAGCGCUGUUAGUAUGGUUCAUCAAGCUCAAUCCAGGCUGUUAGGAAACUAUCUCAAGCUCUUGUCGCCGAGGUCAUUUCGCAUGACAACUAAAACAAGAGUCGGCAUCUUCAAAACAGAAAAGGCAUUAGCUCGCAGGCAACAACGCAAGCUGUACACCAGAAUUCAGGAUACUAAAGACUUGACUGAUAAGCUAGCUUACCUGAAAGAGCGAGUGAAGCAGAUGAUCGAGAUCAUAGAGGAAGAUCAUGGUAAAGCUAUCAGAGUGUUCACCAUUGUUACCCUCUUCUUUCUCCCUCUUUCGUUUGUGUCCAGCUUUAUGGGAAUGAAUACGGCGGAUAUCAGGGAUAUGGAGCGGAGUCAGAGUAUAUUCUGGACAACAAGCGUCCCGGUGACCACAGUCGUGCUGUUUGUGGCAUUGCUCUAUGGGUACUAUGGGGAUGGUAUUGCGGACUGGUUGGCGCAGAAGACUCACACGAGACAGCCGGCAUGGAAACAGCAGCAGCUAAGGUCACCAUCAGUGCUUUAUGAGAAGAAGUUCAGCAAAACUGCGGCCUAUAUGGCUGGUGGCACAAUAAACUUGAAUUUCAGACAGGACUAUUGA